AAUUCCGACCCCCACCACUACUUCCAAUAAAAGUUGCCAAUCUUGAUGAUUUCAUGAAUUUUAACUUUAUAUUAUACACACACUUUCUCUAUCCUAAGCCAUCUCUCCAUCAUUCAUAUUCAUACUAUAAAACUAAACUUUUUUUUUUUCUUUUUCCAUUCCCAAAAAAUUCCCCAAAACCAUAUGUUAUUUAAAUAAUUCUCUUUAAAUUCUAUAGUCCAUAAUCACUUUCAAAUAAUCAAGAUUCUUGGUACUACUUCUCAACUAUGGGUGAUGACAAAACUGAAAAGGUUGAUCUUCAAUGUUCAAGUUGCUACAAGGAAGUCCCUCGAGGGGGAGUGAUCAAGAGCAUUAAAGAGCCUGAAAAGCCCGAAGUUAUUGAAAAAUCGAAGGAGCCUGAAAAGACCAAAGCGAUCCCACCUGAAAAGCCUAAAGAAUCCGAGAAGCCGCCUGAAAAGCCUGAAGUGUUCUGUAAGAAAACGCGUUCCGUGAGGCCUAGAGAGCUCAACAAACCUAAACAACCACUGCCGCAACCACAGCCACAAUUGCCACUAGCUCUAGAGGCAGUGAUCCCGAUGCCAGUUCAAGAAUAUCCACGCCAACCAGCACCGACUGUACGAACGACCGGUCCAACCACCUCCACCGGUCCCAUGCCAACUGUACGGACGACCGGUCCAACCACCUCCACCGGUCCCAUGCCAACUGUACGGACGACCGGUCCAACCACCUCCACCGGCCCCAUGCCAUGAUACAUAUUCGUAUGGAUAUGGGCUCGGGCCCAAUGGACUCCUAAAAGGUUAUUAUGUGAACAAAUGUGAUUACUUUAGUGAAGAAAAUGCAUCUGGAUGCUCAAUUGUGGGACCAUGUUGGAGUGCGUAAUAGAAUUAUUAUUAAAUAUUAUUAUUCAACUUUA
Capsicum annuum is the source of this 913-nucleotide messenger RNA. Its product is annotated as protein TonB. Lineage: Eukaryota; Viridiplantae; Streptophyta; Magnoliopsida; Solanales; Solanaceae. The coding region runs from base 267 to 749 and encodes 160 amino acids. The transcript has 3 exons. The record is from RefSeq and is a predicted model, not a curated record.